AUGGGUUCUUCUGACACAACUGAGACAUCGGUGCCUCCAUCCCCCAUUACAGACUUGGAAAGAGGUCAAAAUGUAAAAGCCAGUGAUGGCGAUAAGGUCGUCACGGAGUCCAGUGCCUUGAGGCCCGCCGACAUUGAUUAUUCGGUCUUCACCAGGAAUCAGAAACGCUAUAUCGUCUUCACUGCAUCAUGGGCUGGGUUUUUCUCCCCUGUAUCCUCGCAGAUUUAUUUUCCUGCCCUGAAUACCCUGGCUCAGGAUCUCAAUGUGUCGAAUUCCUUGAUCAAUCUAACACUAACGAGCUACAUGAUCUUCCAAGGCCUCUCGCCUAUGUUUAUAGGUGGCUUUGCCGACAAUGCAGGGCGACGACCAGCAUACCUGAUUUGUUUUACCAUAUACAUUGCCGCGAAUAUCGGACUGGCAUUGCAGAACAGCUAUGCAGCCCUUUUUGUUCUUCGAUGCCUGCAGAGUGCAGGGAGCAGCACGACGAUUGCCCUCUCCUCAGGCGUUGUUUCAGAUGUAGCGACAGCGUCUGAGCGAGGCUCAUAUAUGGGUUUAGUGACGGCAGGCAGCCUACUUGGACCCAGCAUUGGCCCCGUCGUUGGAGGGUUAUUAGCGCAAUAUCUCGGUUGGAGAGCCAUAUUCUGGUUUCUAGUUAUUUUUUCUGGAGCAUUCAUAGCGCCCUUCCUCCUCUUUUUCCCGGAAACUGCCCGUGGUGUAGUCGGGAAUGGUUCAGUUCCGCCGCAGAAAUGGAACAUGUCAUUGAUCAGCUAUUUUAGGAUGAGGCAAAAAAGCCAGGACGGAGAGCCUGCGCCUACCAGUCCCUCAAAGCGCAAGAUUGGCUUUCCGAAUCCUAUCAAAACUCUUUCAAUCGUGUUCCAAAAAGAUACUAGCAUCAUUCUUGCGUCGAAUGCGAUUCUCUUUGCGGGGUUCUACGAUGUUAGUGCGUCUAUUCCGUCCAUAUAUAGCGAGCUAUACGGCCUCAAUGACUUGCAAGUCGGUCUCUGUUAUAUUCCCUUCGGAGUAGGAGCUGCGAUUGCAUCCUUCGCCAAUGGACGGUUUUUAGACUACAAUUAUGCCCGCAUCGCCAAGGCAUUAGGGUUCCCGGUCGCCAGGAACCGAAGUACAGAUCUGAGGAAUUUCCCCAUUGAAAAAGCGCGUCUGCAAAUUGCCCUGCCCCUCCUGGCGAUUGGAAGCAUGUGCGUCAUCGCGUUUGGAUGGUUUCUCAGCUUUGGAGUCCACUUGGCUGCCCCCACGACAAUUCUCUUUUUUAUGGGUCUGGCUUUGACAGGAUCAUUCAAUACUGUCAGCACCUUGCUUGUCGAUCUAUACCCCUCUACGGCUGCCACGGCCACAGCUGCGAAUAACUUUGUACGUUGUCUUCUGGGUGCAGGGGCUACGGCCCUGAUUGACCCGAUGCUGAGUGCCAUGGGAAGAGGCUGGUGUUUUACUUUCAUCGCCUUUGUGAUGCUAGGAACUGCGCCUCUUUUGUUGAUCGUCAUCUGCUUCGGACCAGGAUGGAGGGAAGAAAGACGCUUAAAGCAGGAGGCAAGGGCUACUAAGUCUACCGUUGUUGGUGAAAAAUAA
This is a messenger RNA of Aspergillus wentii DTO 134E9, 1584 nucleotides long. Its product is annotated as MFS transporter. The coding region runs from base 1 to 1584 and encodes 527 amino acids. Lineage: Eukaryota; Fungi; Ascomycota; Eurotiomycetes; Eurotiales; Aspergillaceae. Gene Ontology annotation, molecular function: transmembrane transporter activity. The record is from RefSeq and is a predicted model, not a curated record. The transcript is spliced from 2 exons. Gene Ontology annotation, biological process: transmembrane transport.